CCUGGCCAGGGGGCGGGGUGGGCGUGCGUUGCGUUGCGCCGCGCCGUGCGUGACAGCCGGGCCUGGGGCGAGAGCGAGAGUGGAGGAAGCUGGGAAGUUUCGUUACUCCUCGCGGAGGGGAGCAAUAGUAGCAGCAGCAGUCGAAGCUACCGCCGCCGCCGCCGCCGCCGCCGCCGCGAGAGUAGUUCGCGGGAGGGCGAUCCCUGGCGAGCCAUGGAUCUGCGGAAAGUGAACGAACUGCGGGCCUUCGUGAAGCUCUGCAAGCAGAACCCGACCGUGCUGCACGCGGAGGAGCUGAGUUUCUUCCGUGAGUGGGUGGAGAGCAUGGGAGGUACAAUACCACCAGUUCCGUGCAACACCACUUCUCCAGAAAAGCCUGAUGAGGCAAAAGCGGAAGAAAAGGAGCCAGAGGAACCACCGAAUCCCCCAGAGCCUGAGAGUGAGGAAAGUGAUUUGGAAAUUGACAAGGAAGGAGUAAUUGAACCUGAUAAGGACGAGCCUCAAGAAAUGGGUGAUGAAAAUGUUGAGGUGUCAGAUGAAAUGAUGGAUCAGGCCAAUGAAAAGAAAAUGGAAGCAAUCAAUGCACUAGGUGAAGGUAAACUUCAGGAAGCCAUUAAUUUGUUCACAGAAGCCAUCAAGUUGAAUCCUCAUCUCGCUAUCCUGUAUGCCAAACGAGCCAGUGUUUUUGUGAAAAUGCAGAAGCCAAAUGCUGCCAUUAGAGACUGUGAUAGAGCCAUACAGAUUAAUCCUGAUUCAGCACAGCCAUACAAAUGGCGAGGGAAAGCCCACAGACUGCUAGGUCACUGGGAGGAAGCUGCACAUGAUCUAGCAUUAGCCUGUAAACUGGAUUAUGAUGAAGAUGCUAGUGCUAUGCUGAAGGAGGUGCAACCACGAGCUCAGAAGAUUGCAGAACAUAGGAGAAAAUAUGAACGAAAGCGUGAAGAAAAAGAAAUUCGUGAAAGGAUGGAAAGGGUAAAGAAAGCCCGAGAAGAACAUGAGAGAGCUCAGAGGGAGGAAGAAGCUCGGCGGCAGGCAGGAGGAGGAGGGGCUCAGUUCGGAGGCUUUCCAGGUGGUUUUCCUGGUGGCAUGCCUGGUGGCAUGCCUGGAAUGGGGGGCAUGCCUGGUCUCAAUGAAAUUCUUAGUGACCCUGAAGUUCUUGCAGCCAUGCAGGAUCCAGAAGUUAUGGCAGCUUUCCAGGAUGUUGCUCAGAAUCCAGCAAAUAUGUCUAAGUAUCAGAAUAACCCCAAGGUCAUGAAUCUCAUUGGCAAACUUUCAUCCAAAUUUGGAACGCAACCAUAAAGUCCCUUUCAUUUCCAGAGGUGGGGGGGAAGUAUUGAUUGCUUACCAUAUGUUGCAAUAAUGCAUACCAUUGUACCUCUGCUUCUCAGAAGAGAACUAGGGUGCUCUAGAUAGAAUCAUUCCUCUCCCCCCUGUGCUUCAGUUCAUAAUUGUUUUCAGUUUUUAUUUCAAAACACAUUUUCCUCUCUCAUCUUCUAUGCCCUGCAGUUCUACUCAGCAGUAUUAGUUUUCUUUUAAAACUGUUAUACUUAAUUGUUAUCUUCCAGUAGAUUGUACCAAAAAGCAUAUGGGUGGUGAGUCUUACAAUGCUAUUGGGAUCUGUUUUCCACUAACUGGAUUCCUUAAUUAAAGCUUGUAACACUGAUUACAUUCUAUACUCAAGGAAGAAGGGGCACAGUAUCUUGUUACCUAGAACAAAUAAAACCUAAUUUGUAUUCAUUUUUACAUUCAGAGCUAUGACUUUAGACACUUAAAAUUUUUCCUAGAUCAGAUCACUUCAGUAGUGGAAAGCACCUCUCUCACACAAUUGGCUGUCAAUAUGUUGGUACAAAUGGUACUGCUGUUGGAUUGCUUUUAACAUUAAUGUUUUGUGAUCUUUUUAUCGGGGCUUUCUUCCAUUGCAGACAGCCUUCCUAUUACUUCUACUGAUUAACUAUUGAACUUAUUGUCUGGUUUAAUCACUUACUAUUGUGGGAGGGAAGCAAUUGGUUUCCCUCGCAGUCUCAAUUCAUUUGCAUUAAAAAAAAAUCACAAUUGAGGUAUUGAUCUGCCACAGAGUGCAAAAGUUCUGGAUUCUGAAGUCAUUAGAGUCAUAAUAAAUACUUUGGCCAAGGCCGUAAGAUUUACUGUUGUCCAGUCCCUUUCGUACAAUGGAGGAAUUUUCCAUUUCUUUAUACCCCAUUUGUCCGUCUUUCCUUGGUAUUAUGGGGUUUUCUGGUUAAUAUUCUAUUUAUGGGUCUUGUGCAUGGAAGAGAGAGAGGGAAGAUCUGCGCUGGAAAUGACACAUCUUAAAUACAGUUACAGCAUGAGAUUUCAUUGAACAUUUUGCUGAAAGGUUCAUGGGUAAACUAAUAAAUUAAAACCUGUUUUUGUCUAUUCUGAAAUGAUUUCCUGCUCUAAAUAUUGGAAAGCUUGUUAUAAUUAGGUCUUGGUCUCUUCUAGAGCUUUUGAAUGUUUCUUGUUCUCUGCUUUUGUAAUUUUGUCUGAAUCCAAAAGUGAUGUCAUUUUUUUUUCUUUCUAAUUAAACUUGGGCUGGUUUAGGAACUCAGAAUUUUUUUUAAAGCAGUUUUUUUCCCCUCAUACAACAAUUAUCUUGUCAAAUGAAAGGAGAGAGAAAUUCAAUUUUGCUUAAUAAAUAGUUCUGAAAAUACUUCUAGUUGCCUUUAAAAAAUAAAGACUGGUUUUGAAGAA
This is a messenger RNA of Eublepharis macularius, 2709 nucleotides long. It is a transcript of the gene ST13, whose product is annotated as ST13 Hsp70 interacting protein. Bases 214 to 1299 code for a protein of 361 amino acids. Lineage: Eukaryota; Metazoa; Chordata; Lepidosauria; Squamata; Eublepharidae. The record is from RefSeq and is a predicted model, not a curated record. Gene Ontology annotation, molecular function: Hsp70 protein binding; protein dimerization activity. The transcript is spliced from 12 exons.